Microdochium trichocladiopsis is the source of this 1860-nucleotide messenger RNA. RefSeq lists its product as uncharacterized. NCBI's taxonomy places the organism in Eukaryota, Fungi, Ascomycota, Sordariomycetes, Xylariales, Microdochiaceae. Gene Ontology annotation, biological process: microtubule-based movement. The transcript has a single exon. Bases 1 to 1860 code for a protein of 619 amino acids. The record is from RefSeq and is a predicted model, not a curated record.
AUGGCCUCGAGCGCCGGCGUCCCGCUGCCACACCGCACCCUCUCCUCCAUCCGCGCUGGCACCUCGGCAGGGGCCAUCGCCGGCAGCCCGCACACGCCUUCCCGCCCUUCCCCAACCGCCACCUUCAGCUCGCCCUCGAGCCUGCGCGCCGAUGAGGAUCUCAUCGUCAUCGAGGUCGGUGCCCGCAACUUCCGCAUCGGCUGGGCCGGCGACGCUGCCCCAAAGAGGAUCCUCUCGUUUGCCCCAGAGCAGCAGCGCCGGGUCGGUGAUUUCAGCUCAUGGGACCCUUCCUACAGCUCCAAUUGGCGCUCAAGAGCCUCAGGCCCCGACUGGGCCGCUGGCCACGAGCUAUGGCAACUCGAUGUCCGCGGCCAGAACCUCGCCCUCAUCCGCGACAAGCUUGAGCGGGAGCUGCGAGACACCUUCACCCGAUACCUCCUCACAGACUCAAAGCAGAGGCGCAUGUCUCUCGUCCUACCCCCGGCACUACCGAUACCGCUACUAGGCUGUGUGCUCGACACCGUCUUUGACCGAUUCCAAGCCCCGACCGUCUCGCUGUUGUCGGCCCCCGUGAUGGCGGCUCUCGCAGCCGGAACACGAUCUGCGCUCGUGAUAGACAUUGGCUGGCACGAAACCACGGUCACGGCAGUAUACGAGUACAGAGAAGUCCAGACGAGCCGGUCAGAUCGUGCGGGCAAGAUGCUCAUACAUGAAGUCUACCGCUUUCUCGCCAAAGUGCUGCGGGACCAGUUUGGCCAGGCCCAUGAGGCUGCCGACGCCGACAACUACGACAUCCUGAGUUUCGAGGAGUGCGAGGACUUUGCGCGGCGAGCCCUGUGGUGCAGAAGAGACACGCGCGAUCAGUUCCAUGAUGCCGAUGCAGCAUCACGAGACGAGUUCCAUGACGCGGAGGACGGGCUGGCCGUGGUUCAGGAGGAGGACGAAGCCCGUUCUACCACAGACCUCGCAGACGACAUGGCUCCCGUUGCUGUGCCUCUGAGGUCAUGCCGCCCCCCACGAACUGUACAGAUACCAUUCUCGGAGCUGGCCGAACCAUGCGAGUCCACCUUCUUCGAGAGCGAGCUGGCCGAAUCAUGCUUCGACGACCACGAACUUCCGAUCCAUAGGCUUGUGUAUAAGAGCCUGCUCCGGCUCCCCCUCGACGUGCGGGCGUUGUGCAUGUCACGGAUCAUCUUUACAGGCGGAUGUUCCAAUAUCAUAGGUCUCAAGGGACGCAUCUAUGAUGACGUUGCCGCCCUCGCUCAAGAGUACAGCUGGGAUCCAGUCCGAGGAAAGGGUGUCGAGCAGUACAGGAUCAAUCCGAAGCUGCACCGCGGGGCGGCACCGCCACCUUCUUACAGCAGCAGUAUUCCCAUCAUCGUGCCGCCACCACCGGCCUUCCUCUCCACCACGAACAUAAGCACCGAACUCCUCACAAGUUCCUCUUCGGACACUCCAGGAGCGACUAAUGAAGGCGGGACCGCAGCCCCCAGCAAUCCAGCACACGUCACCCCCGCGUCAGACCAAAUCGAAGAGAUGAUUAAGCGUGAUAAAAACCAUAGAACACCGGUCCAGGGCACUCUGAGGGCCGUUGAGUCCCUAGGCCCCUGGUGCGGCGCCAGCAUGACUGCGCAGCUCAAGGUGCCCGCCAUCGCUGUGGUGGACCGCGAGCUGUGGACUUUGCAUGGGGUCAACGGCGCAGUGAGGGUGGCAGAUAUCGAAGCCAAGACCGCGGCCGGUGGUGUGACGCAUCACCACCACCACCAGCGGCAAAGCAUGGGUCCUGGAGCGUUGAUGAGAGGCAGUGCUCAGAGUGCGGGGGCGAAUGCGUGGACGCUCGGAGUCUGGGGUAGCAUAUAA